UCAGUCUGAGUGGAUGUAAGUCUAUCUCUCCCACGGUGACACACAUAUCAGUGUAUCACACCACCACUAUUUACACUGGGAAUGUAGACUGGCACUACUUAAGGACAGCUUGCCUGCAGAAAACUUCACAUUGUCGAGGUGCAUGACACGCAGAUCUUUGGCGUCACUUCGUCACAUCUCCAGCAACAACAUGGCUCGCUUCUCCGUCGUCCUUUACAUCACAAUGGUGUUGGUGAUUGUACAGUCAUCAUCUGCCGAGGAGACAUGUCAAAGCCUUGGAGGCACGUGCAAAGGCUCCCUCUGGUCCAACGUCAAGUGUGAUGGACAGGGAAGGUAUCCUAUGGCCGGAUGUGGCGCGUCCAUUGUGUGCUGUCUUCCUCCGAAACAAGCGACGGUGAAAACGUGUGCUGCCUCCUGCGGUAACUGUUUGACCACAAAGACCACGCCCUUCUGUGCUGGCUACAAGGUGCCCGCCAGCGACUGCAACGGACCGAGCGAGUUCUGCUGUGUUCGAGCGUGGAUUGGUCCAUGUCCUUCCUCGCCAUGAAGCAGACCGUGGUCAAUCGAGCCAACACUGUACAAGUAAAUAAAACGUUGCAUUC
This is a messenger RNA of Haliotis rubra (blacklip abalone), 602 nucleotides long. RefSeq lists its product as uncharacterized. The coding region runs from base 143 to 547 and encodes 134 amino acids. The record is from RefSeq and is a predicted model, not a curated record. The transcript has 4 exons. NCBI's taxonomy places the organism in Eukaryota, Metazoa, Mollusca, Gastropoda, Lepetellida, Haliotidae.